AUGCCUACCAAGCUAUCGAACCCCUUCUCAGCCCUCUCCAACAUGACGCCGCACGAGAAGCUUGGGGACCGUAGGCUGUCCCAGUCUCGCACGAACCGUCUGACUCAGCUCUUUUCCUCGUCUCCCAAGAACAAAGAGCAGCCCUCUGCUCAGCAGUCUCUGCUGGCUGUACAGCAGGUCGCCAAUUCGGCCCAGAUUACCGCUCCCUCAUUAUCGCUGCCUACCAUCUCCCUAUCCACCGCGACCGCCGGCGAGGUCAACGACGAUGAGCCCUCAACAACCCUGUUCCAGCCCCCCUCAGACGCAGAGGACAGGAAAAAGAGGCGCGCAGAGGCACAAUUUGGCCCUCUCUUGCAUCCGAGCCACAGAUAUGUUAGCAGGCACCGCGGCGGCACUCUGGAUCCACCCAUCGAGGACGAGCCUCCCUACUACUUCGUCCUCACCACGUACAUCAGCUACCUGCUCCUGAUCUUCUUCGGCCACGCCCGUGACUUUUUCGGCAAGCGCUUCGGUGACCAGAAGCGUUACAGCAGUAUCCGCAGCGGCAAUGGCUACGCUCCCCUGACAGAUGAUUUCGACAGCUUCUACAUCCGCAGGCUGAAGAGGAGAAUCGACGAUUGCUUCUCCCGGCCCACCGUUGGCGUUCCCGGGCGUUACAUCACACUGGUCGAUCGUAUGUCGACCGACUACAACCAGAGCUACACCUUUACCGGCACCUACACCCAGACCCUUAACAUGAGCUCCUACAACUACCUUGGAUUCGCCCAGUCCGAGGGCCCUUGUGCAGAUGCCGCCGAGGAGAUCGUCCGCAAGUAUGGCAUGGCCACCUGCAGCGCCAGGGCCGAUGCCGGUACAUCUGACCUCACUCUCGAGGUCGAGAAGGAGAUCGCGCAGUUCGUCGGAAAGCCUGCUGCCAUGGUCUUCUCCAUGGGCUACGUCACCAACGCUGGCACUUUCCCGGCCCUUGUCUCCAAGGGCUGCUUGAUCAUCUCUGACGAGCUCAACCACGCCUCUAUCCGAGUGGGUGCCCGUCUGUCCGGCGCCAUCAUCAAGUCCUUCAAGCACAACGACAUGGUCGACCUGGAGAAGAAGCUCCGGGACGCCAUCUCUCAGGGGCAGCCUCGCACGCAUCGCCCUUGGAAGAAGAUCCUGGUCGCAGUCGAGGGUCUGUACUCUAUGGAGGGUAACAUGGUUGAUCUUCCUGGCGUCAUUGCCCUGAAGAGAAAGUACGGCUUCUACCUUUACGUCGACGAGGCUCACAGCAUCGGUGCUCUUGGCCCCAGAGGUCGUGGCGUCUGCGACUACUACAAGAUCGACCCCAACGAGAUCGACAUUCUCAUGGGUACCCUGACCAAGUCCUUCGGUGCCAACGGUGGCUACGUCGCUGCAGAGAAGCCCAUCAUCGACAAGCUGAGGAGCGUCAAUGCUGCGACUCUGUAUGGAGAAUCCGCGGCUCCUGCCGUCCUGGCACAGAUUCUGGCCUCCCUCAAGAUCAUCGACGGCGUGCUGGCCCCAGGGCAAGGAGACGAGCGACUGCAACGCAUCACCUUCAACUCGCGCUACCUCCGACUCGGGCUCAAGCGACUUGGUUUCAUCGUCUACGGCCACGAUGACUCCCCCAUCAUCCCUAUCAUGCUCUACAACCCGGCCAAGAUGUCUGCAUUCAGCCAUGAGAUGCUGAAGCGCAAGAUCUCGGUUGUGGUGGUGGGCUACCCCGGCACGCCCCUGAUCAGCUCAAGAGCCAGAUUCUGUGUCUCGUCUGCGCACAACAAGGACGACCUGGACCGUGUUCUGGCCGCCUGCGACGAGGUCGGUGAUAUCCUGCAGGUCAAGUUCUCGUCAGGUAUUGCUGGAGGUCUCGAGGAGCCACUGCCCACGGGGGUGUCUGCAGAGGAUGAGAAGGAGUGGCGGAAGGCGAACGGACGGGAAGUCAUCCAGCCCCCACGCUGGAAGUUGGAGGAUGUGAUUGACUGUGGCGCGCGUGAUACCCAGUUGCCUCUGCGAUAG
Molecule: messenger RNA, 2007 nt
Organism: Diaporthe citri
Lineage: Eukaryota; Fungi; Ascomycota; Sordariomycetes; Diaporthales; Diaporthaceae
Exons: 1
Coding region: 1-2007 (668 amino acids)
Biological process (GO): sphingosine biosynthetic process; ceramide biosynthetic process
Cellular component (GO): serine palmitoyltransferase complex
Molecular function (GO): serine C-palmitoyltransferase activity; pyridoxal phosphate binding
Source: RefSeq, a predicted model, not a curated record